Molecule: messenger RNA, 1564 nt
Organism: Eruca vesicaria subsp. sativa (arugula)
Lineage: Eukaryota; Viridiplantae; Streptophyta; Magnoliopsida; Brassicales; Brassicaceae
Source: the annotation of a GenBank genome assembly
CUGUCUGAUCCUUUCAAACCAUGAUGACGACAACAACCAAUACAAUCGCUAUGCUUCAAAACCUCGUCUUCUCCGUUCCCAUCUCACGCAUGGUCGUGCGCCGUUACUCCCUCUCCACCGCCGCCGCCGCCGCAACAAUCUCCACCGCAACAACCGCCGUACCAUCUCUAAAACCGGCCUCUUCAAAACCGGUGCGUACUCCACACGUGGACUCGCAAGUCCUCCUCGGAAUGUCGGAGCCAGAGCUUCAACAACUCGCUAUCAAACUCGGUCAAGAGGGAUACAGAGGGAAGCAGCUCCAUCAUCUUAUCUACAAGAGGAAGGCUAAACAAGUUGAAGACUUUAGCAAUUUGCCACAAACGUUUCGAAACGAGCUUGUGGAAAGUGGGUAUAAGGUGGGAAGAUCACCCAUUUAUCAAACUGUCACUGCCACUGAUGGUACCAUUAAGCUGCUGUUGAAGCUUGAAGAUAACUUGUUGAUUGAAACGGUUGGUAUACCGGUCCAGGAAGAGAAGGGUAUAACGCGCCUCACUGCUUGUGUCUCUUCCCAGGUUGGAUGUCCACUGCGUUGCUCAUUUUGUGCUACGGGGAAAGGAGGGUUUUCAAGAAAUCUUCAGAGACAUGAAAUUAUUGAGCAGGUGUUGGCUAUUGAGGAUGUGUUCAAGCACAGAGUGACAAAUGUGGUUUUCAUGGGAAUGGGUGAGCCCAUGUUGAACCUAAAGUCAGUACUUGAUGCUCAUCGUUGUUUAAACAAGGACAUUGAAAUCGGACAACGAAUGAUUACAAUAUCAACAGUUGGUGUUCCGAACACAAUCAAGAAGCUUGCCUCUCAUAAGCUUCAGUCUACUUUAGCUGUCAGCUUACAUGCUCCAAACCAGAGUCUACGGGAGAAGAUUGUACCAAGUGCCAAGGCUUAUCCGCUUGAAGCAAUUAUGAAAGAUUGUCGUGAUUACUUCCAAGAAACAAAUAGACGAGUCUCCUUCGAAUAUGCCCUUCUAGCUGGAGUCAAUGAUUCAGUUGAGAACGCUUUGGAACUCGCAGAGCUACUACGUGAAUGGGGCAAAACUUAUCACGUAAACUUGAUACCUUACAACCCCAUAGAAGGGUCAGAGUACAAGCGACCUUACAGGAAAGCAGUUCAAGCGUUUGCGGCUGCAUUGGAGUCUCGUAAGAUAACAGCAAGCGUGAGGCAAACAAGAGGGCUUGAUGCGAGUGCUGCUUGUGGUCAGCUGAGGAAUAAGUUCCAGAAAAGCCCUUUACUCGCUGAGACGGAUGGUCAAGAGUCUAAGCCAGAUGCAGAAGCUGUUUCCUGUUAGUGUCCUGGUUUGGACAAAUCUCCGGUUUGAAGAGGAGACUUGGUUCAAGUCAAACUUUGCCUUUUGGUUGGUCAGUGCACUGAGGUGAAGGCACUGAAAGUACGUUCGAGAAGUGAGGUCUUGGCUUUAUAGAUUAGGCUUUUAUGUCUAUGAUGUAUACUCCAGUGUACGAGUGAGCAAACUUAACUAAAAUCCAUAAAUUUUAAAAAAUUUAAGAGGCUUAACUGAAUUAUCAAAGCAAAAUUUCC